UAUUAUUUAGUAACGGGAAAUUAUCCAUAAACCGUGUGUUUCCUAAUCAAUAUGCGAUGCUAAAAUACAUCUGGGAUAUUACGACCUACCGCGUAGUUUUCAUUUUUAGGAAAUUAACUUAUCAAAUUUAGAAUUCUAUGAAUAUGUAUCCUUUUUUUGGUGAACAAUUCUUCAUUUUGACUUGUUACUAAUAGUUUGCUGUAACAUUUAUUUAUUUUUAAUUUAUUCUAAAAAUGAUUGGCCCGUGAUGAUGAAUAGCAUGCCGUAACAUAAUGUAAUUCAUCUCGAAGGGCAAAAUGAAUAUGAGCCUUGGUCGGCGUGGACAAGUUGUGGUAAGUCUGAAAUUUGCAGGAGAAGAAAUUGUUUGGGAAACUGUGUGAAUGCCAAGAUAUUUCAACGAAAAGGCUGCAGGAAAUCCAGUUGUGGUAAUUGAAAUUAAGACAACUUUGAAAAAGGAAGAAUAAUGAUCCGGAAAUAAACAUUUAUUUUAUAAUCUUUAUUAUAACCGCCUUUUAGAAAGCUGCGAGAUGAAAGUUUAAAAGUUUAUAACAGGGCAAAAUUGGUAAUGUUUCUUUAUUCUUAUGUGAUCGAUUUGUUAAUUUACAAUACAAUGAAAGUACAAUUUAAAACCAUUUCAUAGAUAAGGUAUCCAUAAAUACUUGCAAAACGUAUAAGAAAUGUGUAUUGUAUUAAAAUUUUAUGGCGUUUUGAUUAUAAAGUAAUGAAUAUGUCUUGAAUUGUGAAAAUAUCUAUUCUUGUGAUAUUUGCUAUUAGCGCUUCAUUGUAUUUGUUUUACUGGUUCUAUCAAAUAUUGAAUACUUUAAAAUAGAUGAUCUGAUAUCAUCAACAAAAGGGCAGACAGAACAUAUUUCCACAGCCACAUUUUUAGAUUUACAAGAAACAACUACAUCUGUGAAUAUGCCCAAUGGCACCGAGCCGCAUCAAAACGACGCCGGAGAAAUUACAUCAACCUCCACUGCUGGUAUCGGUCUUCUUGUGACCUUGGGUCUGACCCUGUUGGUGAUGGUUAACCUUGUCUUCACGCUCUAUUUCUACCGUGCUUGGAAGAAAAGACAAAACGUGCAUUCCAGACAAAGCAUGAUUGAAAUGUUACCUUAUGAUGGAUUAAGGAGCAUUCCCAGACCGCAGAGGGAAGAUGUAUACUCCAACAUCAGAGAGUCCCUCUUCAGUGGUGGCACUGAUAGGUACACAACCAUCAGAUCCAGAGAUGGGGACAUUAACGGGGAUAUUUCUGAUGGAUCCAGACUACUGCGAGUGGUGCCAUCGCAACAAGGAUGUAACCGGGACAAGGUGAAGACCCUGACGACGCUUUUUGAAAUGCAUUCUAAGGAUGUCAAACAAACAUUGUCAGAAAUGAAAUCCGUGAAUAACACAGGUGAAUGAUUAUGUGUCGUAUCCAUGUUACUUUAUGAUAUACUAUAUGUGCAGUCGGAGGUGAUACGCUUUUUAGUGUCAUCAUGAACAGACUCUACCAAGCUCUACUAUUGUUGAUCACAUUUUGGUGAAAAUCAUAAAUUAUUGCAUUUGCCUCAACACCACUGGCAAUGAAUGCCGCUAAUUUAGUCGUACAUAUAACAUGCUUAUAUAGGUGCCACUGAGAUGUAAUGGGCUGACCCCAAACGCCAUUAUCUAUAUCCAGACAUAAAAAUCGUUGCGUUUUAUGCUGGACUUUUAUUUUACUGAUGGUUGGGGGUAUUCUUUUCGAUGGAUGUUGGGAUCAUAUGCAAAUAUCAAAUGAGAGACACCAAGAAGAGAAAUAUACAAGCCACUGUACGUUAUAGUUGACUUGCCAGUGUGUCAGUAUAUAUAUCAAAAGUCGAUAUCUGAUUUAACUUGAGUGUUAAGCAAUUAAAGACAAAGUGUUUGGUUUACAAAUUACUAGUACGAAUGUUUAUAAUGGUAAAUAGUAACUGAAAACGUUCAUGUUCACACCUACAUGUGUGACAGCUUUUAUAGUCCUUCACAAUAUAAUUGUUAUUUGAAAUACGAUUAAAUUAUCAGGUUAUAAAG
Ostrea edulis (European flat oyster) is the source of this 2031-nucleotide messenger RNA. RefSeq lists its product as uncharacterized. Lineage: Eukaryota; Metazoa; Mollusca; Bivalvia; Ostreida; Ostreidae. The coding region runs from base 919 to 1404 and encodes 161 amino acids. The record is from RefSeq and is a predicted model, not a curated record. The transcript is spliced from 4 exons.